Messenger RNA from Theobroma umbraticum, 940 nucleotides. RefSeq names its product peptidase. Gene Ontology annotation, biological process: anther wall tapetum development. The record is from RefSeq and is a predicted model, not a curated record. Gene Ontology annotation, cellular component: signal peptidase complex; endoplasmic reticulum membrane. Lineage: Eukaryota; Viridiplantae; Streptophyta; Magnoliopsida; Malvales; Malvaceae.
UUUAAAGAAGCAAAGGAACCGUUGAGACGAUAGGGCAUUAAAAGCAGUUUAGUUUCCUGGCGACUGGACAUUAAUUUCCGUAAAACACCCAAAUAGAACUCUUUCUUCCUCAUUUUUAAUUCAGUGCCGCCCAUUCACAUCUCCAUACUCUUUCUGCUUCCUCCUCUUCAGCAUCUUUAGGCUUUAAGCUGUAAGGUACAGGUAGCUGUCAUCUGUUGUUUUCUUCCGAUUUAAAAUGGCGAACGAUGUGGCUUUAAGGUCAGCGAUAGUGUGGCUGGCGGUGAUCAUAGUCUUAGUUGGGGUACGCACGUUGUCUUUGAAGAAAAUGAUGAUAACUUAUGCGUUUGGGAUGGUUGGGAUUGCUGGGAUACUUUUGCCUGACUGGGAUUUCUUCGAUCGUGAUUUUUCUCGGUGGUGUUAUCCGAUUACUGCUGAAGAAAGAGCUGCUCUUCAUGCUCGAAGAAGAUCUGGGUUAAUAAAAAGGUGUAGGAUCUACCCCAUGAGAGUGAUCAUUUACACCACAAUUUACAGCUUUGGUCUGUACAAGUGGUGGACUUUCAUAUCAAGUUAAUUAUCAAGGAACUCUGCCAGAUGACCCUAUUUUUCCAACUGAGUUUUGGGGUGAUCAGUGUUUGAUCAAAAUUCUUUUGGAUUGUUGAAUCUGCGCCUUUAGGAGUUGUUUCUAGGGGUUCAUAAUAUAUGUACAAUUUGCGAUAAUAUAUGUACAAUUUGCGACUGCUGAAGAUAUAUAUGGCUCAAUUAUUCUCGCCAUCAUAGAAACUAUUUUUCCAUUUUUUGGUGAAGGAAAUGUGCCAUUCAUGUAGUGACCAAGUAUUUUUCGAUUCUUUAUAGUCAUUUGGGAUUUCUUUUAUUGAAAGCAAUUUUUGUAAAGCUACUAGAAACAAAUAUGAUCUCAUCGUAUUAAAUAUAAAUGUCUGAA